AUGAGCGACAAAUUACAAGAUACAUACAAUAAAAGAGGACAAGGAUCUCAAGACAGGACCGACAAGAGGUUUAGAAACAAUACCGGAGGUUUAUCGGCCUUUCAAAGAGAACAACGGCUGGUGUCUCAUUAUGGUCCCAAAGACGAUGUCACUCCAUCUGGGAGAUCCGAAUGGGAUGUGUUGAGGGAGAAUCAUCGAUUCAUUAGAGAUGACGAAGAACCCACCGACGUCCCAUGGGAAGAACGAUUAGCGAGAGCUUAUGAAUCCAAGUUGUUCAAAGAAUUCGCUUUGAUCGAUUUGAAACAUUAUAAAUCCAAACGACUGGCUUUACGAUGGAGAACAGCACCUGAAGUCGUAGAUGGGAUCGGUGAAGACACUUGUGGAUCUUUACGAUGUAAAUAUCAUCUUCCUAUCACUCAAUCGACAACUUCCAAAAGAAGGGAAUUACCGAGAUUGAAAACAUUUGAAUUACCUUUUGUAUAUGAAGAAGCUGGAGAAAGAAAGGAAGCUCUGGUCAAGGUUAGAUUAUGUCCGAAAUGCGAGACCAAGUUGGUUUGGAAACCUGGGAAAGACGAUGUUAGUGGUAGUGAGGAGGAACUUCAAAAGAAGGAAAGACAUCAGUUGAGGGAGAAGACGGAAAAGAGAAGAUCAAGAUCAAGAUCUCCGGAACGUAGAAGAAAACGACAAGAUGAUGAUGAAUGA
Molecule: messenger RNA, 702 nt
Organism: Tremella mesenterica DSM 1558
Lineage: Eukaryota; Fungi; Basidiomycota; Tremellomycetes; Tremellales; Tremellaceae
Exons: 4
Coding region: 1-702 (233 amino acids)
Source: RefSeq, a predicted model, not a curated record